This is a messenger RNA of Nicotiana tabacum (common tobacco), 1979 nucleotides long. The record is from RefSeq and is a predicted model, not a curated record. NCBI's taxonomy places the organism in Eukaryota, Viridiplantae, Streptophyta, Magnoliopsida, Solanales, Solanaceae.
GGAUAUAUUCAACAAUUUCAUUUUGUUUUCUUGUUUACAUAUGAGCUUUAGCUUGUUGCUGGAAGUUGCAGAAACAACAAAAGUAACAAUACUCUGCCAUGGGAAGAAGACCUGCUAGGUGUUAUCGUCAAAUAAAGGGAAAGCCCUAUCCAAAAUCGCGGUAUUGGCACACCAAGCCCUAUCCAAAAUCGCGGUAUUGUCGUGGUGUGCCUGAUCCUAAGAUCAGGAUUUACGACGUUGGUACGAAGAAAAAGGGGGUCGAUGAGUUUCCGUGUUGUGUUCAUUUGGUUAGUUGGGAGAAAGAAAAUGUGUCUAGUGAGGCAUUGGAAGCUGCGCGUAUAGCGUGCAAUAAGUACAUGUCAAAGAAUGCAGGAAAGGAUGCUUUUCACCUUAGGGUCAGAGCUCAUCCUCGACAAGGUGAAUUGCUCUGAUGGUAAGCACUCUCCACUUCCAACCAAGAGGUUGUGAGUUCGGGUCAUCCCAAGAGCAAGGUGGGGAGUUCUUGGAGGGAAGGAUGACGAGGGUCGUCAUUUGGAAACAGCCUCUCUACCCCAGGGUAAGGGUAAGGUUUGCGUACACACUACUAUAUGAGGGGAGCAUUUGGAAAGCCUCUUGGGACUUGUGCGCGCAUUUCUAUUGGCCAGGUUCUGCUUUCUGUUAGGUGCAGGGAUUCAAACAGUCAUCACGCUCAAGAAGCUUUGCGUCGUGCAAAGUUCAAGUUUCUUGGUCGUCAGAAAAUUAUUGUUAGCAGUAAAUGGUAUUGCUUUAUAUGUUUCUGAUCUUUCUUAUAUUGUUGCCUAUGGUUGUCUAAUUGAACAUGCUCUCAAAGUCUCACUUAUAUGUUUCAUAAACAAUUGUUAGCUUUUUGGUAGUUUUGCUUAUUCGAUUGGCUGCUUUUUAGUAUCGAUUUCAUACUAUCUAUAUAUAUGAUUUUUAACUCCGUUUAGGCUGUGUUCCUUAUGAUGUACUCGUGGAUAGUGGCGGAUGCAGGAUUUUCGCUAAGGGGUUAAAGAAAUCUUAUAAAAAAGAUUGUAGCUAGUUGGAAUUGAACCAAUGACCUUGCAAAGGUUUUGAACUGUGUCAAGGGGAUUCAAAACAUAAUAUAUAGAGGUAAAAAAUAGAUUUUGCCUUAUAUAUACGGUCUAAGUUUUUGGCUUCCCUGCUCGUGGAACAACUAUAGUUACUCGUAGAAUAGCUAUUGGCAUUCAAUAUCUAAUCAUGGCUUUCGCAGGUAAUUAUCUUAGUAGCUAUAUUUCAUGCUUUUCUUAGUCUUCUCACUUCUGCCACAAUUGCAACAGCAUCGUCUGUGUAAAGUAUCAAUUUUUUCCAAUUUGAAGCUUUGCAUUAAGGACUCCGCGAAGACACAGAAUUAUGAAAAAUCUAGGCACUCUUCGCCUUUUUAGUAUGUAUUCUUAUUGAUAUGGUGCUUAUAUUAACACACAUUCUCUUGGAUUUCAUGGGGUUCACACCUUUCAAACGUACCGAUUACCUGAAAUGGAAAGCCGAGAACAGGAUCGUGCCGGAUGGUGUCAAUGCUAAGGUUCGACGUUCAGUUCUCUUGUUCCUAUACAGAACUUUAAACCAGCAUCUCAAGUUAGAUUUUCUAAAGACUUAAUUAACAUGAAAUAAUUAUAUCGUUAAGGCAGAAUUAUUAUGUACAUCUACGACUAGCUAGCUAUGUUAUCAUCAUAUUCUAUCUGGUAUUUUAACAUGGGGCUGUUUGAAACUUAUCAUGAUUCAUGUGAUAUGUUGAGACGAGGGGUACUAUGUAUAUCAUGUCUUAUGUAGUAGCUAGGUAGUUUACUUCUGUAGAAACUAUAGCAUGUUAAAAUAGAGUAGUUUAAGGAGGGUUUCUGCAGCUUAGGGGCGUUUCUUAGAGGGAUAUUGUGGUGGUUUCUGUAUAUUCGUGUUAAUUAUACAGCAGCUAUUAGUAGUGUAAUAUCUCGAGUUAUAAUAUAUGGAAGCAUGAGUUAUGGCUA